ACAAAUCGUGCGCAGAAAUGACGUCACAUCCCACCGUGCGCCAUUAGUGCCGUGUGCAAUUGCCGUGCGCAGUCUUUAGGAGGGAAUAUAAACUCGUUCCCGGUAGAUCGCAACUAGUUGUAAAAGCAGUGAAAGUUACCGGAGAAAAGAUCCACAAUGGUUUGGCCACGCGGGUCGUUGUUUCAGAAAGAAAAGAAAAAAUCUCUAAACGACAAACACCCAGUAACCCAAGCACCUGCUUGUCCAAGCUGCAGAGCACAUGGAUGCUGCAAAUCGUGUGGUCCAAACUGCAGAUGCACUCGAAUAGUGAUUCGACCUCCUCUUUUUACCUACUACACGGACACUAUGCAUUGAUAAAUAUCAUUGAAUCAUAUCAGGAAUGAUAUCUCUGACAUGUCAUGCAAUUACUAGAUAUUGACAUGACAUUUCUCCAUAUUGAGUAGGAGUUUUCUUGAAUUACAAUGUUCAGAAUUCAUACAAAAAUUUUAAUGAACAUAACUUCAAGAAUAAAUAAGCAGGUUGCAACACAAAUUGUGACUUCUGCUUCUUUGAAGAAUUUUAAUAAGAGGCCUUGACUCUUAAAAAACAAGUUUCAUUGAUAAGGGAAACAGCUACACGAGACUUGUGUAGGUCCAAUACUAAAAUAAGAUAGUUUCAAGAGACUAUCAGCGAUGCAUAAAAAGGUUUUUACUAAACAUUCAUAUUUGUGUUUCAUAGUUUCAACAGGUAAAAUAAAAUAAAAUCUCUCAAUCUAAUUCAAUGACCAUUCCUGUGUCCUAAAUAUUGUAUGCAACAAGUAUAAUUUAAAAAUUAAUUAGCAGAACAUUUAUUUUCUAUGAAUUACUCAUGUACCUUUUUAUAACAAUGUCAUUAAAUUUGAAUCAACUGUAAGAAAUUACAAAAGAUGCAACAAAGAACUAAGAAUUACAAAGAACAAAGAAUUAAUUUUUUUCCCCAAAGAUGUUUUGUUUUAAUGGGUUUGCAACAUCACAUCCAAUAUCAAUCUUGCAAGGUAGGUAACAGCAUGAAGAAAAAAGGCUGUGGGUUUGAUACGAACCUAAAAGUUUUAAUCUGGAGUGUGUACACUCAAAUCUGUGAUAAAUCAAGUAUUUCAUUUCAUUAUCCAUAGCCUCAAAGUCUUUUACUCUCUAGGAAAACAAGAACUAGAAGUCUUAGUCUUUAGUUAACAACUGUCAUGAAUUUAGCAUCUUCCUUCAACAACUUAAAGUAGAAAAAUACGAAUAGUAAUUGAAAAGAAAACAAAUUAUCUAAUGCAAUUCUGCAAGUAAUAAACAAAAUCACAGAGUAAUCUUGUUUAUAUUUCUGGGUAAAAUUACUGCCAUUAGAAAAAUAAAUCAUAUUUAGGAC
Molecule: messenger RNA, 1368 nt
Organism: Gryllus bimaculatus (two-spotted cricket)
Lineage: Eukaryota; Metazoa; Arthropoda; Insecta; Orthoptera; Gryllidae
Source: the annotation of a GenBank genome assembly